Molecule: messenger RNA, 821 nt
Organism: Entamoeba histolytica HM-1:IMSS
Lineage: Eukaryota; Evosea; Mastigamoebida; Endamoebidae
Exons: 1
Coding region: 1-795 (264 amino acids)
Cellular component (GO): nucleus
Molecular function (GO): RNA binding
Source: RefSeq, a predicted model, not a curated record
AUGUCAGUGACUGAUAAGAUUCAUGAAGAAAAGAAACCAAAAAAAAAAUGGGAUGUUGUUAAUGAGGACUUUCUUAAAUUAUUAAAAGAAAAAGGUCAAAAUAUUUCAAUUGCAAUUUCUGAUCCAACACAAGCACUAAUAGUUGUUCCUCAAAAAGUUGCUAUUGCAACUAUAGGAAGUAAUGAUUUAGAAGAUCUUUUAGCACAACAAAAAAAAGGAACUUUUGAAUAUUCUAAGAAUAUUUGUAUCAAUCACUUAGAUCAAACAUUAAGAACUUGUUUACUCAAAACAUCAACUCAUAAACAUCUUCAAAAAGAAUAUAAUAUACUUGUUUGUGUUAAAGGAAAUUAUCAACCACAAUUUGAAGAAAAGGAAUUUGAUCCAGAUGACUCUUCAACGUAUAUUAAUAAAUGUGGUCAAAUUCCAUUAUAUUUAUUAGUCAGAGGAGAUACUGAAAAAGAACUAAAUCGUGGAGUAAAUGCAAUCAAUGAAAUUCUUAAUGGAACAUUAACAAUAGAAAUUUAUCCACCACCAUUUAAAAAUGAAGAAGAUAAAAUAUUAUUCUAUAAAAAAAUUAUUGGAAAAGAUCAUCAGAACAUUCAAUAUAUUGAAAAAAAAACUGGAGUGCAACUCUUGGUUAAAGGUAGUGGUUCUGAGGAAGUUUAUAAUGAUUCUAUUAAGCCAUUACAUUUUGUUAUUGUUUCUAAGGUCCCCAUUGCACUUUUAAAAGCAAAGAGUCUUUGUGAUAACUUAAUAUCACAUAUAAAAGAUAAAUGGUAUGAAGGAAAGAGGUAAAGUUGUUUUUUUUUCAAUUUAACUAU